This is a messenger RNA of Spodoptera exigua (beet armyworm), 2741 nucleotides long. NCBI's taxonomy places the organism in Eukaryota, Metazoa, Arthropoda, Insecta, Lepidoptera, Noctuidae. The record is from the annotation of a GenBank genome assembly.
GCAAGAAAAUCAUGAAAUCAGAUUAUCAGAAAUGUCAAUAAUGUGUGUUUGGUUGUUCUUGAUUUGAUCGUGAGAUUCUGUAAUAAUUGUAGAAAUCGUGUCGUUUUUAAAGAUUAAAUUGUUCGCAUAUUGUAAAAGUGUAUAAAAAUUCAAGGGUUUUGUAAAGUCGUAUCGAGUAAAAUAAUGCUUAUAUCCCCGGGACCGUGUUAGGAGCAUGUACGAUAGUACAUGCGGCGCCGCCGCCAGCGGACAGUGCGGCAAAGCACAGCCUGAUGGCGACGGACCGCCGCCUCGGGAGCCCCCGCCGGCACCUCUAGAGAGAGACUACAGUGGCUUUGAUAUAGUCAAGGCCACUCAGUAUGGUGCGUUCGGACGCGUCAAAGAACUGGUCGAGGCAGGAUGGGACGUUAACCAGCCAGACCACGAGACGGUCACGCUGCUGCACUGGGCUGCAAUUAAUAACAGGCGUGAGAUCAUCCAGUACUUGCUGUCGAAGGGUGCAGCAGUAGAUGCCGUGGGUGGAGAACUGCAAUCGACUCCGCUGCACUGGGCUACGCGCCAGGGUCACCUGGAGGCGACAGUACUGCUGGUGCGAGCGGGCGCGGACCCCACGCUGCGCGACGCGGAGGGUUGCGCCUGCUUGCAUUUGGCGGCGCAGUUCGGCCACACGGCGGUGGUGGCGUACUUGGUGGCUCGCGGCGUGCCGCCCGACGCGCCGGACGCGGCGGGCAUGACGCCGCUCAUGUGGGCGUGCUGGAAGGUCUCCGCCGUGGACCCGGCGCGCUUACUGCUGACGUUGGGCGCCUCGCCGCGCCCAGCUGAUCGCUCGCACGGCAAUACAGCCCUACAUUGGGCUAUCCUUGCGAGGAACACAACUGCCAUAUCUACUCUCAUUCUUUAUGGUGAUGCCAGCCUAGACGUGCCCAAUCUGCGCGGAGUGACUCCUUUGGCGAUGCUGCAGGCCAAUGCUGACUCCCUGUGGGUGGGUUCCAAGGUGUCGGACAAAAUAAAAGAACAUUCACUAGCUGCGAACAAACACAAUCUACUGAGAAGACUAACGUACGACAAGGUGUGGUUCUACAUCACGUGGGCGGUGUUCAUCGCGGGCGUGGUGGGCGCGGGCGCCACGCUGCUGUUCGCGCUGAGCUCGUGCGCGCUGUGGUACUCGUUCCUGCGCUCGUGGCGCUCCGACCCCGGCGUGAUCCGCGCGUCGCGCGCCGACAAGCUGCGCACCAUCAUCGAGCUGUCGGAGUCGGCGCGCGGCGGCUUCGAACCCGCGCGCUUCUGCUCCGCCUGCCUGGUGCGCCGCCCGCUGCGCUCCAAGCACUGCUCCGUCUGCAACCGCUGCGUCGCCAAGUUCGACCACCACUGUCCCUGGGUGGGCAACUGCAUCGGGGCCAACAACCAUCGCUAUUUCAUCGGGUUCCUGGUGAGUCUGCUGGUCAUGUGCGUCUGGAUGAUCUGGGGCGCCGCGCAGUACUUCAGCGCCGAGUGCCCCGUGGCCGACCCCACGGCGCCGGGCGUGGUGAUGCAAUGGGCGCGCUGCAACCCCUGGCUGGCCUGGGUGCUGCUGAACGCGUGCUUCCACCUGUUCUGGGUGACGGUGCUGACGGGCUGCCAGCUGUACCUGCUGGUGUGCCUGGGCAUGACCACCAACGAGCAGCUCAACCGCGGCCGCUACCGGCACUUCGUGGCGCGCGGCGGCCGCUCGCCCUUCACGCGCGGCCCGCUGCGGAACUGCGCCGAGCUGUUCGGCUGCGGCGCCUGCGGCCUGCUGGCGGCGCGGCCGCGCGACUGGUCGGCGGCGGGGCUGGCCGACCUGCGCGACCCGCGCGACGACGCCGACGCCGACGCCGACCUGGCCGAGCCGCCCGAGGACGAGCGUCUGCUGCGCGCGCAGCACUACGUGUAACUCGCGCCCUCUGCCCCGACGAUCGCAUCCUUGUGAUAACAUUUUAUAAUUAUAUCGUUUUUACUAAUAACUUAAUGUACGAUUGUAUUCGUUUGGAAGCCUCACUACUGUGCGUUCGAUCAAUGCGAUGUGUCGUGUUCUCUGUGAUACAAACACGAACCAAUAUACUUAAGUUAGAGUAAAUAUUGUUUAUAAGAACCGAAGCUUCCUUCUUGUAUGUCGUCCACUCGCCCGCGGUAGCUGAGCGUGACGCGCAAAUAAUGUAUGGCGGCAGUCAGUGGCUACAGCACUGCGGGCUUAUUUCACUUUUACAGAAUACAUUUUCGGCCACAGCUCCUACAGCGCGCUAAACUAGUAAUUGAUCCAAAAGUGCUCCUUGUGCUUCCAAAACAAACAUCGAAGGUGUGCGUGGUCGAGUGUCUCGCCUUCAAACGAAGACUGUUAUGAACUGACGAACGAUCAAGCAAGACACAACAAGGCACCUGCAGUCAGCGAUUGAGCCCAGCGUGUACUAAUUACUGCAAUUAAUCUAAUUAGCUUGUAAACUGUGCGACACGUACUCAGUGUGCGCAGUGCUUCGGAUGCGGCCGGCCGACAUUAGCAAGCGCGUUUGUAAUUAAUGUGGUUUAGUAUUCGUACUCGCCAGUACUCGCGAGAUGUCGCUACCAGUGCAGGCGUACUGCUUGACUGCUGACAUUCCUCGCGUUCCUUCUAUUGCAAUAAAGCAACAACUAGCAGCUGCGAACUGUUGGCUGGGCUCUGUUGGCCGGGCUCUGCUGGCCGGUCUCUGCUGGCCGGGCUCUGUUGGCCGGGCUCUGCCGGCCGGGCU